GUCUUCUCCAACCAAAGCCAGUUCAAUCUCUCAAUUUCUCCAUCAACAUGCUCAACACCCUUCUUCUUCUUCUUCUCUCUCUGGGAAAUGGGCUCGCUUCAGGCCCAACUCUCUCCGCUUCUGUGCAUGGGAACUCACACAUUCCCGGAGUUACAACCAGGUGCAGAAAAAAUCCUUAAAAGUUGUCUCAUUGCGAGAGCGUGAUAAAUGUCUAACAAGGUAGCCACUUGUUCCAGUGCAUGGAACGUCGCUUGCCAGGUUGCAAAAUUGUGCAGGUUGAUGAGCUUUAUAAGUUUUCUUUUCGAGAUUCUUUCUCACCCAUUCGAGAAGAAUUUCCAGUCUCCUUCUGAACGCUGACCUCUAGGGUUGAGCAUCGUCAGAUUUCAUUUUCACUGUCCAAGUGGCAGAGUGUGAAUUUCUCUUGAAGCAAAACCAGUAAGACAAGAUGGAAAUGGUGAAUUUUGUUGGUAAUUGUAUCCAAAGGAAGAAUGUUGAGUGGUUGGAUCUGGAAUCUUUCGAAGGUGUGGUCGAUAAUGUACUUUCAUCGCUUCCUGUCAAGUGCCUUCUAAAUGUUAAGGCUGUUUCUAAAUUCUUGCGUGAUUUGAUUCGUAGUCAAGCUUUCAUUAGAUUGCAUUUAAGUCGGUCAAGAGAAAAUGCCUUGUAUAUAUUUUUCCCUUUUAUGCCAAUUAACAGAAACAUAUACAUCAUUGAUGCUGAUGCGGUAGUCACUGAAACAGUCACUCUUCCUACUGAUGAGAAUCUAUCAACUCUUAGUAUGGUUUGUUCCUAUAAUGGUUUGAUUUGUCUCACCAAUUUUCCCGUGACUCUUUACUCAUAUAGUUCUCAAGGAGUGGCAGUGGCAGACUUGGAAAUCCUGAUCUGCAAUCCCGCCACUCAUGAAGUUGGUUUACUUCCAAAAUGUAGCCCAUCGGAAGAGGACCUAGGCAUUGGUGUUGCCUUUGGCCCAGAGAUCAGUGAGUAUAAAGUAUUUCGGUUUUUCCGUUCCAAAUCCAAUUCUGAAAUAGUCCUCCCUGACCCAGAGGUUGUGCCAUAUUGGUUUUUGCUUCCCACAUCCAGACCUGAAACAGUCCUCCCUCCAGAGUGUGAGAUAUAUUCAUCCAGAACUGGAACCUGGAGUUGCAUAGGUCCUGUUCAGCAUCGUCCUAUGGGUGCACAUCACGUAUUUGUUAACGGAAAAGUUUAUUGGUUUAUUCCCUCAGAAGAAAAUUAUGAUAUCCCUGGAUCCAUUCUAUCAGUUGAUAUGGAGGAACAUUUUGAAGUUGUCGGGCUUCCAGAUACACUCACAGAACUCUCCUUCUUAAUUGAUUUUGAAGGCUGCUUAUCAGUAGUCGCGGUUUUUGAUAAAGAUGAGCCUGUGGUUAUUUGGAUUUUAAAGAAUGAAAAUGAAUAUGUUUGGGAGAAGAAAUGCAGUGCUGGUAUUCCCUACAAAGGAAUGAUGGAGGAACUUCACUCUGUAGCUGCUAGAGAAAGUGACAUUUUUUUCAUAACUGCACACGAUUAUAUUAUCUUAGACACAGAUGACAGUUCCUGGGAACUUGUUGAGUUUGAAGAGUUUGAACCUAAUGCUCACGCUGUUUUUCCAUACACAGAAAGCCUCCUCCCUUGUAGUGGACGGUUUGCAGGGGAGGUGAACAAUCAAAGAGCAGCGUGAUUCUGGUUUUGGUUCUGAUUGUUCUUUGUCUUCUCGUCCAGAUUGAUGUCCCUUGGAUGUUGAAGCUUGAGUUUGCUUUUAUCUUGCGAGUUAAAAGUCCAGAAGCCUGUAUUUGGAUUUUUGCAGAAGGUACCACCACCUUUCCUCUGGAGAAAUUGGGGAUUACUACCAUGACAUCCUAGAACUUGAUUAGUCUGAAUAUUUAUGAAACAUCCUAAGUCAUUAGAUUUUUCUUUUUUGAAAUGCCCGGGAAUAUCCAGCUUCUUCAUUUCUGUAUCCGUAUAGUUUUACAGCUUGAAGUAGGAUUUAAUCAGAGCAACAACUGCUAAUUUUUCCCAAUAGUAUGUUUGAAAUGAGAGUUUUUUAUGAGUUGUAUUAAAAGUCAUAUUGUUCGUCUUAUUGAUGAGUUGUGGAAAAACUGUUGGCAUAAGAUGCUAUGCUGCAAAGUCUUGAAUCAUUUCAUCAACAAACUCAAUUCCAUCA
This is a messenger RNA of Rosa rugosa (rugosa rose), 2155 nucleotides long. Its product is annotated as putative F-box protein At1g19160. The record is from RefSeq and is a predicted model, not a curated record. The transcript has 4 exons. Bases 446 to 1672 code for a protein of 408 amino acids. Gene Ontology annotation, molecular function: protein binding. Lineage: Eukaryota; Viridiplantae; Streptophyta; Magnoliopsida; Rosales; Rosaceae.